Molecule: messenger RNA, 1275 nt
Organism: Kalmanozyma brasiliensis GHG001
Lineage: Eukaryota; Fungi; Basidiomycota; Ustilaginomycetes; Ustilaginales
Product: Protein kinase domain protein
Exons: 1
Coding region: 1-1275 (424 amino acids)
Biological process (GO): protein phosphorylation; cellular response to oxidative stress
Molecular function (GO): ATP binding; calcium/calmodulin-dependent protein kinase activity
Source: RefSeq, a predicted model, not a curated record
AUGCCUUUCCACAACCCGCUCGCAAAACAGCCAGAAUCGUACGUCAAGAAGAAGGAGUACACGUUCAACAAGACGCUAGGCGAAGGCACCUUCGGUAUUGUCAGGUCGGCGACAUGGAAAGCAGCAGAUCCGCCCAUCAACGUGGCGGUCAAGGUGAUCAGCAAGCGUAUCCUGCGCGGGCACGACGAGAUUGUCAAGGAUGAGAUGAACGUGCUCAAGGGUCUGGACCAGCCGCACGUGGUCAAGUUUCUGGAUUGGUUCGAGAGCAAGGACAAGUACUACCUGGUCUUCGAAGAGGCGACCGGCGGCGAGCUGUUUGAGCGCAUCCUGUCUCGCGGGCGGUUCACCGAGCUGGAUGCGUGUCGUACCAUUCGUUCGGUGCUCUCGGCGAUCCAAUACCUACAUCACCACAAGAUUGUGCAUCGCGACAUCAAGCCCGAGAACAUCCUGUAUCGAACCAAGGAGGAGGACGCCAACGUGGUGCUGGUCGACUUUGGCAUUGCGGCGCACAUGAAGGACGACGACGAGGUGCUCACCUCGGUGUGCGGCAGUUUCGGCUACGCAGCGCCCGAGAUCCUCGCCAAGAAGGGUCACGGCAAGGCGGUGGACAUGUGGAGUCUGGGCGUCAUCACGUAUACGAUGCUGUGCGGCUAUACGCCGUUCCGCUCCGACGACGCCGCAGCGCUCGCCGCCGAGACGCAGCGCGGCAAGAUUGAGUUCCACGACCGCUAUUGGAAAAACGUCAGCCAGGAAGCCAAGGACUUCGUCAAGGCGUGUCUCACCGUGGAUCCCAAGAAGCGCAUCACGGCGGAUGAGGGCAUGGCGCAUCCCUGGCUCACCGAGCACAGCGCAGAGACGCAGGGCACGCACGACAUCUCGGCUGGACUGCGCGAGAAUUACCGCAAGCGUUGGAAGUCGGCCAUCGCAGCGGUGCGCGCUUCGACCAAGUUCCGCACCUUUGCCCAGCUCGCCUCGGAAAGUCGAUCGGCUAGCCAGUCGUCCCUCCAAACGGGCGGGUCGGAUUCGACGGACAGCUCGAACGCAUUCGCGGGUGAAGCAGGCAAGAUCUCACCUCCGACGAAGAGAGAGCUGUAUAGCGAGGACGAGGACGAGGAGGACGGGGAAAACAACGAGUUCUUCGACUCGGAGGAUGGCACUGCGGUGAAAGGAAAUUUGGAUGGGUCGUCGGAGAAGCUACCGAAGAAGGAGCCAGGGCUGGUGGAGAAGCUUGAGGGCAAGUUGGAGGAUAUGCAUCUUCGCUCGCCGAGCAAGUAG